AUGUUGCUCUUCAGGGACAGAGCAAUGUGCAAGGGGAACCAAUCAACUCGAUCUCUUCCAUUGGGCUGGCAAUGCCCUCUUGAACCUGCAUCCCAUUUCCUUUUGUUAGUUCUGACGUUGAUAACCAAACAUUCUCGUCAUUAUUCAGGACUAUCGGCUUUGCGAACCUACGGUCAACCUUCGCUUCGUCCCGCCAGCAAACCCACUACGACAGCUUGGCAUAGACUCUAUAUCUUCUAAGCUUUCACCAGAGGACGGCAUGUACUGCCACGAGUAAUAGCGCUUCUAUGCACCCCUUCUCUAUUCUGACGCUCGGCAUCUUCGUCGCUGGUUACAUCACUGCCCGUUGGGAUCUCGUCACUCGUCUCUAUGAACUUGCCAUCUUCGCUUGGGAAAACGGUGUUGUCACACGCGCAGCGAAAGCCUUUGCUGCACUAUCCGUCCUCUUUCUCUCUAUUUGCGCCCCGACCGUCUUACUAGCCAGAAAAGAAACGAAUCUGGUACGCCCGAUUACAACAUCCGAAGCCGCUGACAAUGGCUAACAAGAUUUGUUCAGCAUCCAAGAGGAACAGGAACUGGUGUCUCUGCGCGGGAACAACUCAGAAGACGUGGUUCAUUUUAAGAGCCUCGUCCUAGUUGACAUAGUUGCUUGUCAUGGUAGAGCAUGAUGGGCUGAUGAGAGUGUUCUGGCCGACGGACAUUCGCAAGUCCGAUCGCCCUGGUGUCGUGGUGGGAUGGCGCAAUUCCAUAUUGGACGUGUUUGUUGUAACCAUCCUCGAAGAUGUCGAUGUUUGUUUGGUGUAUUGCAAUACGAUAGCAGGGGUAUGCUAACUGUUCUCAGGCACGAAAUACCGAAUUCUAUCUCAAAGCCGGUACUUUGUUCCGCAGCGAACUUCACCCGACUAGCCAGAUCACCGAUAUGUGUGGCCAUAGCUCAAUGCAUGUCCUUGGCCUCUCGAAUGCCAUCGAUGCAGCCGCCGCAGACCCUUCUUGGUUUUGUGCUACGACGAACUCAGAUCCAAGGGAACCAAAAAUUACAUGCGCGAAGGCCGUCAGCGUACAACUCAUUCUAUAUGGCCGACCUCAGCCCCAGGGAAUGCAAUACGUUUCGCUGAAUCCGAUUGCACUAGCGCUUGGUCAUGAUGGUUCCUUGUUAGGCGACACAACAGUGUCGGAAGGGGAGCAAGAGACUCGAGAGCGCCAAAAGAAAGAAGAGAAGCGCAAAUUGGUUGAGAAGCUCAAGCAGCACACCAUUUUCAAACGAGUUCCCUCUGCGCGCGAUAGGGCCCUGCCCAAAAUCAUCAAUCAGAUAAACUGGUCUUGGGAGCUGGAGAAGACGUUGCAUAAAAAUGUAGGACGGCUGGGGUCAAGACCACGCCGAAGCCUUAGUGUGUCUGAAAGGGUUGUUGAGACAGCAUCGACAAUGCGAAAUUAUGUCAUCCUUCAGUUGUGGACAUGGUUUACGCUCUACCUUUUCCCUACUAUACGCAAGACCUUUGUCCUUGUUCUCAUGGGCCACCGCGUUGUAGCAGAGAUGUUGCUCUUGCUGCUUGAAUUUCGAGCCAAGCCUGGUUAUGCGGCUCUGAAAGAUAUAUCGGCUACAGCACAACAAGUUGAGAUACGACUACAACAGUUUUGCUAUUGGCCGAUGCAGUAUAUGACAUUGCGGCAACGGAAAAACAACUGGGCCAGUGUUACAACUAGCCAUCCAGAUUAUAUCCGUUUCUACAACAGCUUAUGGCUUGUUGCCAACGAUGUCAUCAUCGGAAUCGCUCUAGGUUCAUACAUUAUUGAGAAUGCAGACUGGGUUGCUGAGCAAAUCGGGGACUUACUCCAGACCUACACGGUAGACGCACUUCAAAGCAGCAUAUCAUGGCUCAUGGGCUGGCCGGCUGGUCUCAAGCUCAAUGGUGAACUGGCAGCUUUCUUAGGAGAUUUGUUCCUUUGGGUCAUUGAUUACUGGUCUAGUUGUAUCGAGACUCUAACACCAGCAUUACCCCAGAUGGUGUGGUUCAUAGGGUUCUCCUCCUUUGCUGGAGCUAGCAUGCCAAUUGCCAUGUUCUCCGAUAUGCUAUCCACCCUGACCAUUCACAUCUACUCGUUCUACCUUGCAUCCGGACGGAUAUACCAUUGGCAGCUCACCAUUCUCCAGUCCCUCUUCCAUCUUUUCCGUGGCAAGAAACACAACGUUCUUCGCAACCGUAUCGAUUCUUGCGACUACGAUUUAGAUCAACUCCUUGUUGGCACCAUCCUCUUUACGCUACUCUUCUUCCUCUUGCCCACAGUCGCCGUCUUCUAUCUCAACUUUGCCAUCGCAAGGAUGGCUAUUAUCUCUUUAAAGGCUGGCUUUGAUACCCUUCUUUCAUGUCUAAACCACUUUCCUUUGUUUGCACUUAUGUUGAGAAUAAAAGAUCCAAGGAGACUUCCAGGUGGUAUACGAUUCGAGCUCCGAGAUAGUCACGACUAUAGGCACGACAAAGCAAAUAAUGCUGACGGAUUGCCGCCUACAUCGGUCAUCUACCUCAAGGUGUGUAGUUUCCGAUUGCUCGUAUGCAACCUAGCACGCUGACACCACUCUUAGUCGAUUCCUCUGACGUUCCGGAUCAUGUUCAACCAAUACUUCCAGAUGGCAAAUCGCAUCCGGAAGCACUACCUGUCACCAAAAGUCUUCUUCUGCUUGCUGACGGGCAAGUUCGUGCCGCCAAUAAACCGCAAGAACUUAUAUAGUCUACAAUACAGCAUGUUGCCGGCUCGUCGGGCAACCAUCUGGGAGAUGUGGAGAGCGUUGAAUACAGAGACCAAACCAGCAAAGCGGAUGCCGCUGCCUUAUAUCCCACCAUUGUCCAAUGCAGGCAGAAGAACCUCAGCGAAUAAUGGACGGGCUAGAUGAAUGAUAGACAUGAGAAUUGCUUGAGUAGUAAUGAACAACAGCUACAAGUAUCAAUGGGUUCUGUAGAAAUUGCUGUGAAAGUGAAUAGUCAGGACAAUCAACUGAGAGACGGUCAGAUCCGGUAAUUGUGCAUCGAUCGAGACCUAGUCUUGGUAUCACAC
Messenger RNA from Fusarium odoratissimum NRRL 54006, 3051 nucleotides. RefSeq names its product phosphatidylinositol glycan, class Q. NCBI's taxonomy places the organism in Eukaryota, Fungi, Ascomycota, Sordariomycetes, Hypocreales, Nectriaceae. Gene Ontology annotation, biological process: GPI anchor biosynthetic process. Gene Ontology annotation, cellular component: membrane; endoplasmic reticulum. The transcript is spliced from 3 exons. The record is from RefSeq and is a predicted model, not a curated record. The coding region runs from base 920 to 2569 and encodes 549 amino acids.